AUUCCUUCGUCUGCUGUGAAGCCAUCACCAAGAAAGUUUCCUUCCAAGACCACAAGUCAAAUCAGAUACAGACUUUUCACGAUGGGUUUCAAGCACCCUUUCAUGCUCGCAAGCCUUAGCACUCUACUAGUGAGCACGACCGCCGCUCAAGCUCGUACAGCUGCCACUGGUGAAGCAUAUCAGGUUGUAGUCUACGAUCCGGCAAGGUUCACAUGCUUUGAUGGCGGUAUGAAGCCUAGGAUCUACAAAGUUGAAGAACUGGUCAAUCUGCAAAAUCGUGUUUCUGAUAAAGAAUUAGGCCCUUUACAGCAUCUCAACGUUUACUUGCUCGAAGAUAAAGACGCUGGCAUGGAUGGCGACGUGUCGGUGGCUUUCAAGGCUGAAGGUUACAAGAAAGAAUGGCGUGCAAGGCCCGUGUGCAAUACCGCUACUGACAACACGAACGUGCAUACCUUUAUGAAGGAUCAUAAGUUGUACUCGAAGGGCGGAUGCCGGCUCCAUCUUUUCAUCCCUGCAGUGGCGAAGACGAAACCGCAAAUCGAUCUUUUCUCUUGCUAUGAGUAAAGCCUGCACGAUCCGACUGCUCGUGUCGCUUCCUUCAAUUCACUUACCAACUGCGAUACACUUGUCUAUCUUUCUAUCGCAUAUCAAAUCCCAUUUUCUUUCUUCAAAUGUCUGGC
This is a messenger RNA of Protomyces lactucae-debilis, 680 nucleotides long. RefSeq lists its product as uncharacterized. The transcript is spliced from 2 exons. Lineage: Eukaryota; Fungi; Ascomycota; Taphrinomycetes; Taphrinales; Protomycetaceae. Bases 82 to 564 code for a protein of 160 amino acids. The record is from RefSeq and is a predicted model, not a curated record.